CCGGGAGACCACGUAUUAGUGCUAGCUGCUUGCUCAGUGCGUUGCUCCCAGGUUUGGCGUCUGGAAAUCCUCACGUCUUGCUUUCUCCUGCUCCUGGCUCCGCCCCGGCUCCAGACCCUGCGUUCCUCUGGCGGUACGCGUCCCAGCCACCUCCUUUCCGCCGCCUCCAGCACGAGCGUGCGGGGACAUCUCCACGCCUGCCCUGGGCCCACGGCUGGCUGUGAAUAUCAAGUGUCGCUCUACAGUGGAACAUGGGCACUGGCUUCUGAGGCUGUCUCUGGAGCUCCCCCCUUUCCGAAUAGCGCUGAGGGCAGCGGGGAAUUCUCUACGGUCAUAGUCACUGAGCCCUUGGAAGGCCCUGGGCGCAGCGCGCUGGGUGUCCCACUUUGCAGCAAGCCCAAGAUCCCGCAGGAACCUUGGGCUUGGAGACACUCUUGAGCAUUCCCAGUAGGAAGAGCAGGCGCAGCAACCAAGAGGAGCCCAAAAGCACAGCCUCCAGCUCCAGUGCACCGUGAGGGUUCCCUGAAGGCGCAGCUGGGGCGCUCAGCUCCGGGGCGGGAGGAAGAUCACACCUCUUGGUGAGCGCAGCAGACGCGCCCUGGCGCACACCCAGGCCUCCUCCCCAGCCCUCAGGACAGUCCUGUGGCCACGAGGAGGAGCUUGCUGGAGACUUAGAGGUUGUCCAGAGCUAGCGAGCGGGAGCGCCUAGUCUCCCGCCUGGUUUCGAAGGGGGAGUGGCGCUGGCGGGCUGGAGCUGGGAACCAAGCAAACGCUGGACCUUCCUCUUCUUCCUUACCAUCUUUGCUACUGGGGCUCCACGGGAGGAUUCUAAAGGUUUCAGGAGGGACCUGGACCCUUUUUUCCUAGAAGGCUGGUGAUGGAUCUCCAGCUUCUGUCCGGGCAGGAGCACUUGGAGUGCGCUGGUGGUGCGUGAACCCGGCACUGCCCUCCACCGCCCUCAACCAGUCCGUCCUGGCAGCUUUUCCCCAGCUGCCUUCCUUUCCUAGCCUAAAACCUCCAACAUUCCAGGAGGGAGAGAGAAGGUGGCCCUCGGGCACAGCCCCUGGAGAUGUCCGCCCAGAGCCUGCUCCACAGCGUUUUUUCUUGCUCUUCACCCGCCUCGGGCGGUGCAGCCUCAGCCAAGGGCUUCUCCAAGAGGAAGCUGCGACAGACCCGCAGCCUGGACCCAGCCCUGAUCGGAGGCUCCAGGGGCGAAACAGUCACAGAGGGCGGUGCGCGGGGGUCCAUAACAGGCCGCCUUUACUCCCCGCAACCCCUAGCGGAGGGUCUUUGCCCCCGCUCGGCAUCUUCUGCCAGGAGCCAGCCAUCCCGGACCACCAGGCUCCCGCAACCCAGACCUCUUUGCUCGUCCUUCUCCAUGCCCAGCACCCCGCAGGAGAAGUCCCCUUCGGGCAGCUUCCACUUUGACUACGAGGUCCCCUUGGGUCGCGGUGGUCUCAAGAAGAGUGCGGCCUGGGACUUGCCUUCUGUCCUGGCUGGGCCGGUCAGUGGCCGCAGCUCUGCCAGCAUCCUCUGCUCCUCUGGGGGAGGCCCCAAUGGCAUCUUCACUUCUCCCAGGAGGUGGCUUCAGCAGAGGAAGUUCCAGUCUCCACCCAACAGUCGUGGCCACCCCUACAUCGUGUGGAAGUCUGAGGGUGAUUUCACCUGGAACAGCAUGUCAGGCCGCAGCGUUCGGCUGAGGUCAGUCCCCAUCCAGAGUCUUUCGGAGCUGGAACGGGCUCGACUGCAGGAAGUGGCAUUUUAUCAGUUGCAGCAGGACUGUGACCUGAGCUGUCAGAUCACCAUUCCCAAAGAUGGCCAAAAAAGAAAGAAAUCUUUGAGAAAGAAACUGGAUUCACUAGGAAAGGAGAAAAACAAAGACAGAGAAUUCAUCCCACAAGCUUUUGGAAUGCCCUUAUCCCAAGUCAUUGCCAAUGACCGGGCCUACAAACUCAAGCAGGAUUCUCAGAGGGAUGAGCAGAAGGAUGCAUCUGAUUUUGUGGCUUCCCUCCUCCCAUUUGGAAAUAAAAGACAAAACAAAGAACUCUCAAGCAGUAACUCAUCUCUCAGCUCAACCUCAGAAACACCAAAUGAGUCAACAUCCCCAAACACCCCAGAACCAGCUCCUCGGGCCAGGAGGAGGGGUGCCAUGUCAGUGGACUCUAUCACCGAUCUGGAUGACAACCAAUCUCGACUACUAGAAGCAUUACAACUCUCCUUGCCUGCUGAGGCUCAAAAUAAAAAAGAGAAAGCCAGAGAUAAGAAACUCAGUCUGAAUCCUAUUUACAGACAGGUUCCAAGGCUGGUGGACAGCUGUUGUCAGCAUCUGGAAAAACAUGGUCUCCAGACAGUGGGGAUAUUCCGAGUAGGAAGCUCAAAAAAGAGAGUGAGACAAUUACGUGAGGAAUUUGACCGUGGGAUUGACGUCUCUCUGGAAGAAGAGCACAGUGUUCAUGAUGUGGCAGCCUUGUUGAAGGAGUUCCUGAGGGACAUGCCAGAUCCCCUUCUUACUAGAGAGCUGUACACAGCUUUCAUCAACACUCUCUUGUUGGAGCCAGAGGAACAGCUGGGCACCUUACAGCUCCUCAUCUACCUUCUACCUCCCUGCAACUGCGACACCCUCCAUCGCCUCCUGCAGUUCCUUUCCAUCGUGGCCAGGCAUGCUGAUGACAAUGUCAGCAAAGAUGGGCAAGAGGUCACUGGGAACAAAAUGACAUCUCUAAACUUGGCCACCAUAUUUGGGCCCAACCUGUUGCACAAACAGAAGUCAUCGGACAAAGAAUUCUCAGUCCAGAGCUCAGCCAGAGCUGAAGAGAGCACGGCAAUCAUUGCUGUGGUGCAGAAGAUGAUUGAAAAUUAUGAAGCCUUGUUCAUGGUUCCCCCAGAUCUCCAGAAUGAAGUACUGAUCAGCCUGUUAGAGACGGAUCCUGAUGUCGUGGACUAUUUACUCAGAAGGAAGGCUUCCCAAUCAUCAAGCCCUGACAUUCUGCAGUCGGAAGUUUCCUUUUCUAUGGGAGGGAGGCAUUCAUCUACAGACUCCAACAAGGCCUCCAGUGGAGACAUCUCCCCUUAUGACAACAACUCCCCAGUGCUGUCCGAGCGCUCCCUGCUGGCUAUGCAAGAGGACAGGGGCCCGGGCGGCUCGGAGAAGCUUUACAAAGUGCCAGAACAAUAUAUGUUGGUGGGCCACUUGCCAGCGUCAAAGUCAAAGUCAAGAGAAAGUUCUCCUGGACCAAGGCUUGGAAAAGAUAUGUCAGAGGAGCCUUUCAAUAUCUGGGGAACUUGGCAUUCAACAUUAAAAAGUGGAUCCAAAGACCCAGGAAUGACAGGUUCCUAUGGUGACAUUUUUGAAAGCAGCUCCCUCCGACCGGGGCCCUGUUCCCUGUCCCAAGGGAACCUGUCGGCGAACUGGCCUCGGUGGCAGGGGAGCCCCUCGGAGCUGGACGGAGGCCCUCAGGUCCCGCGGAGGACUCAGCCCGCGCCCGCUGCGGUGCCGUGGAGGCGCCAGAGGCCCGAGGCGGGCUCCGGAACCGCCUCGCCCGAGGGAGGCCCGGCCGCUCAGCCGCAGUCCCGCGCCGCGCACAGCAAGCGCAGCAGCGCCUACUCCCUCCAGGCUAGCGCCGGCCAGCAGGACGCUCAAAACUUGGGGGAAGCCAGCUGGCUCGACUGGCAGCGAGAGCGGUGGCAGAUCUGGGAGCUCCUGUCCGCCGACAACCCCGACGCCCUCCCGGAAACGCUGGUAUGAGCCCAGACCGCCGAGCCGCCCGCCCGCCCGCCCAACCGAAUGCCCUCUCCAGCCCGCACCAGGAAAGUCGUGCUGGACAAUUGACACACACUUCCUUUCCUUCUUUCACACUUUAAAAAGCAACACAAGAGAAACUCAGUCCACUGACAGAUGCAGAGCACUCAGACCCUCUCCAUUGAUCUUAACGAUUCUAUUGCAUAGCCAGCCUUAGGAAAAACCGAAACAGUUGCCAAUAUCCAAUCGACAAACUGCCCACGUUGGCUCUGUAUACGAUCAAACUCUUGCUUCGGUAUUGCUUAAUAAUUGUAUUUAUGUGUCUUCAGUUUUGACCAUUGUAUAUUCUGUAACGAAUCUAUGUAUGAUAAUCAAUAUGAUAUAUUCACAGAGAGAAAACAGAAGGAACAAUUUUAAGUCACUUCACUUAUAUUACACCAUGAGAUAUACUAAGCGUUGAGAUUCUAUAGAGUGUUCUAGAACAUGCACAAGCGGGUUUCUGUGCUUUUGCCAUACCUUUUAACUGAGGACAGCCCUUCUUUCAAAGCCUAAGAAAACACUAACAAAACAAAACAGAAUAUGAGAAGCCAUAUUUUUAUAUAGUAGUGAGGUACAAAAAUUAUAGUCACUGAAUGCUUUUUCAUAUUGAAUAAGUUUUAAGGAAAGUGUUAAAUUUGAUACAUUAUGAAAUAUAUUUUUAGAACCUGUCCAGAAAGGAUUCAGUUAAUCAAAUGAGAGAAAGGCCGUGCCUAACAAGGAGUGAUUAAGAAGUUGUCCGUCCCAUUUUAGGUCAAAUUCAAUUUUAUAUAGACCAUAUAUAAUAUAUAUUUAUAAUGUAUAAUUUUAUGUAUUUUUCAAAACGACAAACUGGAAUCCAACUAUUAAGUGUUUAAGAAUCAAAAUAGAACAGUCAAAUUACAGAAUGUGGUUUUUCCCUUUGCCCCAUAAUCAGUAUUAACCAAAUUACAUGCAAUUCCUUGUAAAGUUAAUCAUAUUUGGGGAGGAACAAAACUACAGCUUUGUACUUAAUUGUGCCAAAGGCUGAGGAAACGUUUUCUUCUAUAAUUGUGUGUGUAAUGUAAAAUGUUCUGCAGUACUACAGUUGUUCGGUUUUUCAACUGCAAAACCACUUUUGACCAGCAGGUGGCAAUUUGCUUCAGUAUUUUCAGAAUUUUUUUUUUCACUUCAGAAGGGAAAGUGUAUUAUAGAAUUUUUUUUUUUUAUAAAACGUGCUACUCUUAAUUUUCAUGUUGGUGAUAAAAUUUUCAGUGGUGUUUCUUAAAGUUCUAUCUUGUGCCAUGAUGAAUAAAAGUUAAGCAAAAGCUU
Molecule: messenger RNA, 5065 nt
Organism: Ictidomys tridecemlineatus (thirteen-lined ground squirrel)
Lineage: Eukaryota; Metazoa; Chordata; Mammalia; Rodentia; Sciuridae
Source: RefSeq, a predicted model, not a curated record